This is a messenger RNA of Bubalus bubalis (water buffalo), 1145 nucleotides long. Its product is annotated as serpin B3. The record is from RefSeq and is a predicted model, not a curated record. NCBI's taxonomy places the organism in Eukaryota, Metazoa, Chordata, Mammalia, Artiodactyla, Bovidae. Gene Ontology annotation, molecular function: serine-type endopeptidase inhibitor activity. Gene Ontology annotation, biological process: negative regulation of endopeptidase activity.
AUCAGAAGCUGACCUACCUGAAAUACCAGCUGCCUUGAGGCACGGGCGGCGGCUGGUAGAGGUAUAUAUUCAGGGCUGAGCGCGCCCGGCACACAGGCUUGCAGGCUGCCUGCCCACCUCUGCUUCCUCCAGGAACACAGGACUUCCAGACCACAUCCGGCCACCAUGAGUUCCCUCGGUGAAGCAAUCAUCCACCUUGCAAUCGAUCUGUUCCACGAGAUCAGAAAAUCAGAGAAGGAAAACAUCUUCCUGUCGCCUUUCAGUAUCUCGUCAGCCUUAGCCAUGACUUACUUAGGGGCCCGAGAAAACACCGCAUCACAAAUGCAGAAGGUCCUUCACUUCAAUAAAAUCGCAGAGAACACAAGAGGAGGAGCCGCAAAAGAUCACGUUGAAAAGCCAGGAAAUGUUCAUCAUCACUUUCAAAAGCUUCUGACAGAAUUAAAGAAAUCCACAGAUGCCUAUGAGCUGAGUGUGGCCAACAGGCUCUACGGAGAAAAGGAGUUUCGGUUUCUCCAGGAAUACAUGGAUAACGUUAAGAAAUUUUACCUAGCCAGUGUGGAAUCUGCUGAUUUUCAAAAUGCUGCAGAGGAAAGUCGAAAGAUGAUUAAUUCCUGGGUGGAGAGCCAAACCAAUGAAAGAAUCAAGGACCUAUUUCCCAAAGACUCUCUCGACAGCUCUACUGCUCUGGUUCUGGUGAACGCCGUCUACUUCAAAGGGCAGUGGAACCAGAAAUUUAAGGAAGAACAUACUACAGAGGAAAAAUUUUGGCUGAAUAAGGAUACAAGCAAACCUGUGCAGAUGAUGAAACAAUCCGAUAGUUUCAAGUUCGUGUCACUGGAGGACGUGCAAGCCAAGAUCCUGGAAAUCCCGUACAAAGGCGAAGAGCUAAGCAUGAUGGUGCUGCUGCCCAAUGAAGUAGACGGUCUGCAGGAGCUUGAAGACCAGCUCACUGCUGAGAAGUUAAUAGCAUGGACGAGCCCACAGAAUAUGGGGAAGCAAGAAGUGGACUUAUACCUGCCUCGGUUUAAAGUGGAAGAGAGCUACAAACUCGUGCCCACACUGCGAGCCCUGGGGAUGGUGGAUGCCUUCAAUGACAGGGUCGCCAACUUCUCGGGCAUGACCGGGAGACGUGAUCUGGUGGUGUC